GCCACAUUCCCAUGCACAAAACAAAUCAAGCUACUCUCAAAUUAAACUUCCCAUAUCAAAAUGAAGCACAUAUCUAGCUCCAUGGAAAUUUCAGAAAUGGGAGCAGAGAGGCACGAGAAAGAGGAAAUGCAUAACAAGGCAACUGUGGAAGCACUCUACAAGGCCCUUUUAGGGCAAGGCCAAAUGGACACGGUUGCAACAAACAUGCUAGCAAGUGACCUCGAGUGGUGGUUCCAUGGCCCCCCUCAGUGCCAGCACAUGAUGAGGGUGCUCACCGGAGAGACCACCCUCGACAACAACGGGUUCCGGUUCGAGCCAAGGAGCGUCACCGCCAUCGGCGAUUGCGUGAUCGCCGAGGGGUGGGAAGGCAAGGCCUACUGGGUGCAUGUUUGGACCGUGAGGAAUGGCCUUAUCACGCAGUUUAGAGAGUACUUCAACACAUGGCUUGUGGUCCGGGACUUGAGGUCUCAAAGGUGGGAAAACAAGCUUGACAACAUGACAUUGUGGCAAAGCCAGCCGCGUGAUCUAUAUCGUCGGUCCCUGCCAGGACUUGUGCUAGCCAUUUAGCUACAAGAGAGAAAUGCUAGCAAUGUACUAAAAAAAAAACAAAGAGAAAUUAUUAUAUAGACUAAGACCAUAGUGUGUUUGUAAUCCUGAUGAAUCUAAAUGUGACAAAAUUAAGUUUUAUUAACUCUGUCACGUUCAGAUUGAUCAGAACUAUAGACAUGUAGUAGUGGUCACCGACUAUACAAUAAAUUCUCCAUAAGAUGAAAUUUAUGUGAGGUUUAUUAGUUUUGUUUAAAUUAAGUGUGUUAUUAUUUACCAAAACCUUCAUGAAUUUGAUCCAAUAACGGAAAGUGUUUUGAAAAGAGUAUGUUGAUGGUAUAGGUCUUGGGUGAAGUUCAAGGAUGUGAAAUUGUGGGCAAAAUAAUAGCUUGGGAUGUAACCUUUGCAGGGUUGUGUACCUGUGGUCAACUCAACCACAUUGAGUUUUGGUACAUAUUUGGUUUGUGUAACUGAUUAAUAGAAAAUGACGGUCGGUUAAAACUAAAAA
Molecule: messenger RNA, 1054 nt
Organism: Glycine soja
Lineage: Eukaryota; Viridiplantae; Streptophyta; Magnoliopsida; Fabales; Fabaceae
Product: senescence associated gene 20-like
Exons: 1
Coding region: 61-567 (168 amino acids)
Source: RefSeq, a predicted model, not a curated record